Molecule: messenger RNA, 846 nt
Organism: Vigna unguiculata (cowpea)
Lineage: Eukaryota; Viridiplantae; Streptophyta; Magnoliopsida; Fabales; Fabaceae
Source: RefSeq, a predicted model, not a curated record
AUGACGUCUGAGGGUGGUCCACAAGUCAUUGUAACUGACAGGGAUCUAGCUCUAAUGAAUGUUGUUGCAUGGGAGAAUGUUAUGGACUAUGAAGAUGAGUUAAAGUUUAACGAUUGUGUUAAUCGUCUUGAGCUUGUUUGCCAGCCAUGGCCUGUAUUCUUUGAAUAUGUUAAUGACUCGUGGAUAAUUUCUUACAAGAAAUACUUUGUCAAGGCGUGGAUGAACAAAGUUAUGCAUUUAGGGAAUACAACAUCAAACAUAGUUGAGUCUGCUCAUUGGAGCCUCAAGAAAGUUCUUGGAAGUAGUAUGGGAGACCUUUGUUCGUGUUGGGAUGGAAUUCACAAUGUUAUUAUCUUGCAACAUAACGAAAUAAAGACGUCUUUUGAAAGAAGUAUUAAUCUGAUGAGUGACUCUUACAAGGCAUUGAGUUAUAGAAGAUUAGUGGGAUAUGUUUCUAGAUCUGCCUUAGAACUCCUUGCUCCAGAGUUAGAAAAAGUUAAGAAAAUUGGAUUCGAUACUAGUCGUUGUGGCUGCAUUCUCAGACAGACUUAUGGUCUUCCAUGUGCGUGUGAAUUAACACGAUAUGACCCUGGGAUGAUUCCUCUCCAAGAAAUUCAUGUCAUGUGGACUAGGUUGAGCUUCUCACAUGUGUCCUCUUCACAAUUCGAAGGGCAAUUAUCUAUUCAAAGGGAGGUUGAUUUGCUGCUUAAUCUUUUCAAAGAAGUUGACAUUGCAGGAAAAGUAACCAUCAAACAUAAAUUACUUGACAUAGUUUGCCCUUCGAUGACAUCGAUGUUGUCGCCAACGAGUAAAAUUAAGACGAAGGGUGCACCUAAAAGUCAUUGA